AUGCUGCAAGCAGAUUUGGUCUUCGUGACUGACGCUGCCAUCUGCAUUGGACCUCCCGAUGUCUUCGAUCCGUCUGGGGUCCGGCAGGCAGUUCAGGUUGCGGUUGAGCGUCAGAGCCCGGCCCAUGCCCGCUCUGAAGCUGCAGGACCAGUAGAAGUCGACGAGAUUCGACGAGAGGGCCGAGAGCUGCUGCUGACAGUGGACAGGCUCUUUUCCGAGAUGCAGGAGCUGCAGCAGGCGAACCUUCGUUUGGCGCAGCGCCUUGAUCUUGCCGGAAGCCCGCAUCGACGACAGGCAGCUGCCGCCUUGCAACAGCAGCAACCAGAAAUGACCGAGGAGCAGGCACUCGCGAUGCUUCCGCGGGAAGGAGAUCUGCCCGGCUUGCAGGCUCAAGUUGGCAGGAUGAGGGAGGAGAGUCAAUCACUGCGCUCGACCGUCGAUCGGCUGACGCGUGAGAUGGAGGAGCUCAAGAGGAUCAAUGAUGACUUGGCCGCCAAAGUGGAUGACGCCAACAUGCCAGACCCAUGA
Messenger RNA from Symbiodinium sp. CCMP2592, 528 nucleotides. NCBI's taxonomy places the organism in Eukaryota, Dinophyceae, Suessiales, Symbiodiniaceae. The record is from the annotation of a GenBank genome assembly.